GUGGCAGGGUCGCUGGGUGACAGAACCGCGCGCGUGCUCAGGCCUUCUUCCCACGUCUGCGGCCCAGGCGAGUGCAUCCUCGGCCCCUACCUGCCCAGCCAACGGAUAAUGGGGAUUCUGGGCGCCCGGCGCAGCCUGGAGUGGCUGCUGGGCUUCUACUUCCUCUCCCACGUCGCCAUCACCCUGCUGUUCGAUCUGCAGACCGUGCUGCCGCGCGAUAUCUACCCCAUCCAGUUGAGAAACCUGCUGAAGUGGUACACCCAAGAGUUCAAAGACCCUCUGCUACAGUACCCCCCAAUAUGGUUUAAAUCCUUCCUGUUUUGCGAGCUUGUGUUUCAGCUGCCUUUCUUCCCCAUUGCAACAUACGCCUUCUUCAAAGGAGGCUGCAAGUGGAUCCGCACCCCUGCGAUCAUCUACUCAGUCCACACGAUGACAACCCUAAUUCCCAUUCUCUCCACACUUCUAUGGGAAGAUUUCUCCAAGACCAGUGCUUUCAAAGGGCAAGGACCUAAGACUUUCCACGAACGACUAGCCCUCAUGUGUGUCUAUGCCCCCUACUUUCUGAUCCCUCUUAUGCUUCUGCUUUUCAUGUUGCGGAGCCCCUACUACAGGUAUGAGGAGAAAAGAAAGAAAAAAUGAGAGCGAGAACUACUGGCCCAGCAGAGAGAUGCCCACAGGACAGUUUCCUGUUGGACCCAGUACAAGGAAAACUGCUCAGAACCCACGUCUUCAGUAGCAUUUGAAACACACCGGCAGCAGGAGCCACAUCAAACCAUCACCUUCCACGGGCACUGGCACAGACUGAUCACCUGAGGGUGGGCAGGGGGUGUGGGCUUGGUAAUAGGGAAGUGGGGCCAAGUACUUUACUAUGUGCCCGGGUUCCACUGCAGAAUUACUAAAAGCAUCACCAGACUGGAAACUGGAUAAACUUUUAAGAAACACGUCCUGCUCCGCAUCUUCGUGCAUCACUUGGUCCGCAAUAUACAUGUGACCAAUCCCUUGACUCGUGAUUCCAUUCCAUCACUGUUCAUUCAGUGAACAGUGGGAUGUUUCAGGGCAUUUUUAAGUUUGAGAUCAUGCCUCUUUAAUAUUCAUUAAAAACUAUCUUUUUCAUGCCCCCACCCUGCAGGGGAGGGCCAUGAAAACUUCAGUUUUAAACUUCAGUUUAAACUGAACAGUUUAAACUUCAGUUUUAAACUUCAGUUUAAACUGUUCAGUUUAAACAGGUUUAAACUUCAGUUUUCCUUAAGGUUCAGCCCUGGCAUGACUUUCAGUCAAUAAUGGACAAAAUUAGAUGUUUUGCUCCUGUCUUAAACAGCAUCCGAAGAAGAGAGAUUUUUUAAAAGUCUUGUUUAUCCUCUUGCCAAACCUUAGUCCUGUAUUUUUAGCUGCCACAUGACAAAAGUUUCCUUACUCUGAGGGCUGGUGUCUCAAACCCGACCUGAAAGUACUUCCUACUGAGUAACCUCCCGUACGAUUCGCUCAAUCUCACCUCCCUGUUCCAUCUCAUCAGAACGGGCCAGCAGGCCUCACGUGUCCAGAAUGUGCGCGGAGGGUGUCUUCACAUCGGUGCUUGCUGUUCUGUUAGCUUUCUCUAAAUUCAUACUCAAGGCUAACUCCAAAAAAUGAAAAUGAAAAAUCCUGUCUGGUGUGGCUCAGUGGAUUGAGCACUGGACUGCAAGCAAAGGGGCCCAGGUUCAUUUCCUAGUCAGGGUGCAUGCCUGGGUUAUGGGCCAGGUCCCCAGUGGGGGGUUGUGUAGAAGCAACCACACAUUGAUGUUUCCCUCCCUUUCUUCCUCCCUUCUGCCCUCUCUGAAAAUAAAAUCUUUUUUAAAAAAAUAAUAAAAUUAAAUUAAAAAAAAAAAAAACUUGUGAACACACGUAGACAACAGUAGAAAUUGGUCCCAGUUCUGUCUUUGCCUUUCGCUCAUACAUUAUAUUGCUCUAAUUGUUGGGAGUAUCAUGUGACUCGUGUCUAGUCCAAAUAAAGGUAGCUGCUGACCA
This is a messenger RNA of Phyllostomus hastatus (greater spear-nosed bat), 2004 nucleotides long. RefSeq names its product transmembrane protein 97 (gene TMEM97). Bases 109 to 639 code for a protein of 176 amino acids. Lineage: Eukaryota; Metazoa; Chordata; Mammalia; Chiroptera; Phyllostomidae. The record is from RefSeq and is a predicted model, not a curated record. Gene Ontology annotation, cellular component: endoplasmic reticulum. The transcript is spliced from 3 exons.